UUUACUUUUCCACAAAGCCAUGCUUAUGCCCACGUCAGCGUCUCGGGUCCGAUUCUCGUCGACGCUCUUGAGGCUCUCCAUUGCUUCGUUUUCGCCGACAGCUUAUAGGAUCAUGGCCUCGUCACCGUCGUCGCUUUCGCGAGCCUCGGUUUCGUUCGCGAAGCAGAAGCAGCGGACUCUGAGCUUAUCGUCGGCGCUUCCGUCGCUGAGCUGCUCGGCGCCAAGGUGGAGCCACGGCGUCGACUGGCGGGCACCGCUCAGCCUCCGCGUCCAGUCCCGGACCACCGCUCCGGGUCUCGAACGGCUCGAGCGAAAGCUAUCCACUCUCGCUUCUGAACAUGCGUUCAAGGGAAUAUUGACCAGUCUUCCCAAGCCUGGAGGUGGCGAGUUUGGGAAAUUCUAUAGUUUGCCUGCUCUGAAUGAUCCAAGAAUUGACAGGCUGCCAUACUCUAUAAGGAUACUUUUGGAAUCUGCUAUACGUAAUUGUGACAACUUUCAAGUUACCAAGGAUGAUGUUGAAAAGAUUAUUGAUUGGGAGAAUACAUCCCCUAAGCAAGUUGAAAUUCCCUUCAAGCCUGCUCGUGUGCUCUUGCAGGACUUUACUGGAGUACCCUCAGUGGUCGACCUUGCUUGCAUGCGGGAUGCUAUGAAUAAGCUCGGUGCUGAUUCUAACAAGAUCAAUCCGUUGGUUCCAGUAGAUAUUGUUGUUGAUCUUUCUGUUCAAGUUGACGCCAGAUCCAAAAAUGCAGUACAGGCUAAUAUGGAACUUGAGUUUCAGAAACAUAAGGAGAUAUUUACUUUUCUUAAGUGGGGAUCAUCUGCUUUCCAUAAGAUGCUCGUUGUUCCUCUUGGUUCUGGAAUUGGUCACCAGGUUAAUCUAGAAUACCUUGGAAAGGUUGUUUUUAACACUGAUGGCAUUCUCUACCCUGAUAGUGUGGUUGGUACUGAUUCCCACACAACCAUGAUUGAUGGGUUGGGAGUUGCAGGCUGGGUAGUUGGAGGAAUAGAAGCUGACGCAGCAAUGCUUGGUCAGCCAAUGAGCAUGGUGUUGCCUGGUGUUGUUGGAUUCAAGUUGUCGGGGAAACUCCGUAAUGGUGUCGCUUCUACUGACUUAGUUUUAACUGUGAUCCAAAUGUUGAGAGAGCAUGGUGUUGUUGGCAAGUUUGUUGAAUUUUAUGGUGAGGGUAUGGGUGAAUUAUCGCUAGCUGAUAGGGCCACUAUUGCUAACAUGUCUCCUGAACAUGGGGCAAUCAUGGGCUUCUUCCCUGUUGAUCAUGUCACGUUGCAGUAUCUCAAAUUAACUGGAAGAAGUGAUGAGACAGUAUCAAUGAUAGAAGCAUAUUUGCGUGCAAACAAAAUUUUUGUUGACUACAAUGAGCCUCAACAAGAAAGAGCAUAUACAUCUUGUCUACAGUUGGACAUGGCAGAUGUUGAACCCUGCGUUUCAGUAACAAAGCGGCCUCUUGAUCGAGUUGCAUUGAAAGAGAUGAAGGCUCACUGGCAUGCACGUCUUGAUGAGCCAGUUGGAGAUGAGGACGUUGCUAAACCAAAGGGCGAACGGGAGAGGAUCGAAUAUUUUGUGCAUACAUUUAUAUUUGGAUAUUUGCGUGCACGCAAAUUUUUUGUUGACAACAAUGAGGGCUUUGCUGUACCAAAGGAAGAACAGGAUAAGGUGGCGAAAUUUUCAUUCAAUGGACAACCUGCGGAACUUAAGCAUGGCAGUGUGGUCAUUUCAGCUAUUACGAGUUGUACAAACACAUCGAACCCUAGUGUCAUGCUUGGUGCAGGUCUUGUUGCAAAGAAAGCCUGUGAACUAGGUUUGCAGGUUAAACCGUGGAUUAAAAUGAGUCUUGCUCCUGCUUCUGGAGUUGUUACAAAAUACUUGCUCCAGAGUGGUCUGCAAAAAUACUUGAACGACCUAGGCUUUCAUAUUGUUGGUUAUGGAUGCACAACAUGUACUGGCAAUUCGGGGGAACUUGAUGAAUCAGUCGCUUCUGCAAUUUCAGAAAACGACAUUGUUGCUGCUGCUGUUCUUUCUGGAAACCGAAAGUUUAAAGGCCGUGUUCAUCGAUUAACAAGAGCCAACUACCUUGCUUCGCCUCCUUUGGUUGUUGCCUAUGCACUUGCUGGCACGGUUGACAUCGACUUUGAUAAAGAGCCAAUUGGAACAGGGAAAGAUGGGAAGAAUGUAUUCUUCAAAGACAUCUGGCCCAGUAAUGAAGAAAUCGCAGAGGUUGUCCAAUCUAGCCUGUUGCCUGAUAUGUUCAAGAGCACUUAUGAGGCUAUCGCAAAGGGCAACCCUAUGUGGAAUCAGCUGUCAAUCCCUUCUUCCACCCUUUACUCUUGGGAUCCAAACUCAACCUACAUUCAUGAGCCACCAUAUUUCAAGGACAUGACUAUGGACCCGCCUGGUCCUCAUGGAGUAAAAGAUGCCUACUGCUUGCUCAACUUAGGCUACAGUGUGAGUGUAACCACUGAUCUUAUAUCUCCAGCUGGGAGUAUUGACAAGGAUAGCCCUGCGGCAAAGUAUCUCCUUGAGCGUGGGGUUGCUCCCAAGGACUUCAAUUCCUAUGGUAGUCGCCGUGGCAAUGAUGAAGUCAUGGCAAGGGGUACCUUUGCCAGCAAUUGUCUUUUCAACAGGCUUAUGAAUGGGGAAUUUGGCCCAAAGACAGUUCACAUCCCAACAGGAGAGAAACUUUAUGUGUUUGAUGCAGCAAUGAAGUACAAGGCUGCUGGGCAGGACACAAUUGUCUUAGCUGGAGCGGAGUAUGGAAGUGGCAGCUCUCGAGAUUGGUCUGCUAAGGGUCCAGCGCUACUGGGAGUGAAAGCUGUGAUAGCUAAGAGCUUUGGGGCAACCCAUCGCAGCAAUCUGGUGGGAAUGGGGAUCAUUCCACUUUGUUUCAAACCUGGUGAGGAUGUAGAAACACUUGGAUUGACGGGUCAUGAGCGCUACACAAUAGACCUUCCAAGCAAAAUCAGUGACAUAAGGGCUGGCCAAGAUGUAACUGUGACAACUGACAAUGGCAAAUCUUUCACGUGCACCAUCCGCUUUGAUACCGAGCUGGAGUUGGCAUAUUUUGAUCAUGGUGGCAUUCUUCCGUACGUCAUCCGAAACCUGAUCAAACACUAAACAAUUGAGCUCCUGCGCCUACAUGAGCAUUUCCUGCACCAUUUAGCUAUUUUAGCUACCUAAAAAUACAUAUUUCUAUUUUAGAAACUAGUUUUUCAAUA
Molecule: messenger RNA, 3231 nt
Organism: Alnus glutinosa
Lineage: Eukaryota; Viridiplantae; Streptophyta; Magnoliopsida; Fagales; Betulaceae
Product: aconitate hydratase, cytoplasmic-like
Exons: 21
Coding region: 20-3130 (1036 amino acids)
Biological process (GO): citrate metabolic process; tricarboxylic acid cycle
Cellular component (GO): mitochondrion; cytosol
Molecular function (GO): 4 iron, 4 sulfur cluster binding; aconitate hydratase activity
Source: RefSeq, a predicted model, not a curated record